AGCGGGUGGCAUUAAUAGAGAAACUUUACCUGUUGAAUUGAUUUGGUGAAACUCACAGUCCGGUAACCAACAAAUGUGGAAUGAUUCUUUUAUCAACAUGGCUGACAUGAGCGCGUUUUUUAUUUUUCUAUCAUCGUUGACAUUACACGCUACAACUGUGAACAGUAUUUCCGCUGAAGAAAACCGAUUGGCCAACUAUUUGCUGAAUUCAACAAGAUAUUCGCCAGAAGUUAGGCCUGUCCUCAAGUACGACGAGAAAGUUAUUGUUCGCCAUGGUCUCACGCUAGCACAUUUGAUCAAGCUGGAUGAGAAGAGCCAAAUAAUCACCACUCGAGUCAUAAUCAAGAUGAAAUGGUACGAUGUUCGCCUGAAAUGGGACCCUGCAUUGUACAACGGAAUCACAGAGUUCAAUAUCGAUGUUUCUCUAAUCUGGGUUCCGCAGGUCGAAUUAUUUAAUAACGCUGACGAUAGCUUGGACACCAUUGCUGUUCCCAGGGCUAUUGUAAAGUACAAUGGAACUGUAACAGCUGUUUUUCCAAGAAUUCUGAAAAGCACCUGUCCAAUCACCGUCAAAGAUUUUCCAUUUGAUCAACAGGUCUGUGAACUUCGAUUCGGAUCCUUUCAAUUCGACACGUUACACAUGGACGUUCUUCCGUUGUCAAAAAACGUUAUCUCAAAACAAGGACUUACGAAAUUUCAGGAAAAUGGCGAAUGGUUAGUAGGCGAUACACGAGUCGUUUAUGGAAGCGUGUACCAUGCUUUCUCCAACACAACAGAGUUUGCGCAGAUGUCCUACAAGUUGGUGCUCCGUCGCAAACCGCUGUACUACAUUGUUAACUUCAUGAUUCCCUGUGCUCUCAUCGCCCUUAUCACCAUCUUAUUGUUUCUCAUUCCUGCAGACACUGGGGAACAAAUGGCUGUGGCUAUCACGAUUCUCUUGUCCAUGGCUGUCUUUUUCCUGUUACUUGAGGAGAAAAUGCCCGAAACCUCUGAUCAUGUUCCGUUGAUUGGCAAAUACUUCGCAUGCACUAUUGUCGAAAUAUCAUUGGCGGUGUGGGCUACAUGCAUGAUGUUGUGCUUCCAUCAUCAUGAGCCAACAGAAGUUCCUGUGUGGAUGAAGAAGUAUAUCCUGGUCAAGUUGGCCACACUGCUUAGAAUAAAAACGAGUGAAAACGAGCUUCAAACCAAAUCAAGGCGUGGGACUGUUCUGCAAAGGCUCACAAAAUCAAACAAAACAACAAGAAGAACUGAUAACUUUGCUACAGAAAUUGGCAGAAGUCAUCUCUUGAUAUGGCAGGCUAAAGCCAAAGCCAAGCGUCUGCGACGGGAGAAAGCGGUGAAAGAGGAACUGAGUCGAGAUACCCUGUUAACAAACUUAAGUGAAGAUAGUCCCGUUCGGACGAUAAAAUCAAGAGAAGAUUUAAAGGACAACGGAGCAAUGGCAGGUGGGCGGAAAGAAAGUAAGGAAACCGGUACGAAGAGAGAGAAGAGCGAAGAAAAGAAGGAGAAGAAACGACAUAAAGAAAAAGAAAAGAAGGAAAAAGGAACCGUUAGUGACAAACACGAAAGACAGGGAAACGAUAUUGCUAUGGAUAUGGGGAAGACAGAGGGAGAAAUGGAAAGAAAGAAAAGGAGAUCAAAGGAAUCGAGAUCUGAUAAAAAUGAAGGAAAAAGCAGUAAUGAGAAAGGGCACCGUGAAGAUAAAGAAAGCAAUCGAAAUAAAGAAGGAGAUAAAGUUAAGAAAUCAAGCAAGGAUAAUGGUGAAAAGCGAAAUGACAGCAAAAAAGCGAGAAACGAGAAAGAAAAUAAGCAAACAAAUGAUAAAUCAAAUGACGAGAAAUGUAGUGAAAAGAAUAGGGAUGACAAGGAUAAAGCUGAGCGGAGAAAGGAGAAACAUGCUUUGAAAAAGGAAAAACAUGAAAAUGCUGAGAAGAAAACUGAAGAAAUGAAGGAAAAACACGAUGUAGAAAGUACAGUAAAAAGAGAGAAUAAGGAAAAAAGAAAUAAAGAAAAUAGGGGAAAACCAGAAGCUGAAAAGAAAAGUAAGGAGGAUCAGAAAAUAGCAAAUGAAUCAAAGAAAAGGGAUAGAAGUAAAAGCAAAGAAGUUGACAGAAAAGACAAUAAGGGGAAGGAGCAUACCACAAGUAAAGAAAGCAAAUAUGAAAAAAAGGACGAAGAGAAAGAAAGAUCAAAAGUGUCAACUUCUUCAAAAAAAGCUAAUAGCGAGACAGAAAAGGAACAUAAAGGAACAAGCAAGAAAGACGCUCAAAAAGAUGAUUUGAGGAAAGAAGAUGUUGCAAAACGGACCUCCAAAGAUGACGAGGUACGACCAGAAAAAAAUGGAAAAUGGAUAAAAUUUAAAAAUGAGGAGAAUGACAAAGAAGAUAAUGCAAUGGAAGAAAAGAAAGCUGUUGAGAAAGGUACAAACUCAACCACAGGCCAAACGAUUAUGAAUAGGAAGGACCAAGAACUCGAGGUAAAUGAAAUCGAUGACGAAGGCAAUGGGGCAGUGGAAGUGUUACAGUUGGGUGGAACGAGGAGUCAAGAAAACAAAAGCGUUAAAAAUGGGAAUGAAAAUAAGAUAGACGACAAAGAUAGUGAAACAGAGGAUUUAGAAGGCUGUGAAAAUGAGUUGAGGCAAAAGGUUGAAACUGACACAAUGAAACCCAGUGACGUGGCGAAAGGGAAAGUCGCAAAGGAAGAGGCUGCGACUGACAUUGGCAGCAGUGGCAGCAUUCAUAGUUGUGACGACGACACGCGCAUUUUGAUACCAUCUGCGAAACAGCCAUCUUCUAGCAUAAAGCCAAAUGUGGUGAAACAGUUUAAACUCGUUGAUCGCGUAAUGCGGGUAACAGAAUCUUUGACACAGAGACUGAAUAAGUCCAAGACGAUCGCCAAACAAGACCCCCUGGUACCGCCUCCACCGACAGCCAAGCAAUUGACAGCUAAGAAGCUAGGAAACGCGGUCGACUGGGAGGAGGCUGAGCACGAAAGCGUUAAGUUAAUGGCACACACAAUCCAAGAGAAAGAGGCAGACAACGAGCUAAAAACUAAAUGGAAGGAAGUCGGCAAAGUUAUUAACACUCUCCUUAUGUGGGUGUAUAUUGCGUCGAUUUUUCUGACGUUCUUCGCUCUGUUUGGACCAGUUUUCGCUGCAGAUGAGAUGGAAAUUAAUUAAAUUUUGCAAAAAUUACCACUUAACUAACAAAGUAACACAUUUGAAAUAAUUUGUAAUUAAAAGCUUGUAUUUAUUGUUUUAUUUGUUUGUUUAAAACAUUUAAACAACACCACAGUAUUUGCAACGUUAAUAUUCCAGUUGAUAAUGGUCCCAAAGCACCAGUUUAAAUGACGUCACCAGUGUAAGUGAUGUCACCAGUGUAAUCGAGCUUUUCAUGGUCACUUCACUUAAAGUGUUCUGAUACUUUGAACUCUGCUUCGUCCUAGUGUAAGGUUGUUUUAAUCUGUUUACAUAUCAUGUACGAGGACAAACACCACCCAGCCAGUUUCAAGACAAUCAAACAGUUUUGAAUAAUAUUCUCAUUGGCUGUGGAUAUAUUAAAUGAUGAAGUAUCUAGAACGGUAGACUUUUCUUUUACCAGCUUCCAUUUUACCAACUAUGAAAGCAAUACAAGGGUUCUAGGAAAAUAUUGAUACACAUUGCCUUGAUAUAAUCUAUUUUUAUUGGUUCAAGUUGCUUUUGAAAACUCGCACCCAAAGGUAGCUGGAAUACUUGUGACUGUUUCUCUCAAGGUUUUCUUUCUAAAACAGGAGUUUUCAAAGUCUAAAACAGGAGUUUUCAAAGUCUAAAACACGCAACAUGCAUACUCACAAGCCUUUG
Molecule: messenger RNA, 3838 nt
Organism: Rhopilema esculentum
Lineage: Eukaryota; Metazoa; Cnidaria; Scyphozoa; Rhizostomeae; Rhizostomatidae
Biological process (GO): monoatomic ion transmembrane transport
Cellular component (GO): postsynaptic membrane
Molecular function (GO): transmembrane signaling receptor activity; acetylcholine-gated monoatomic cation-selective channel activity
Source: RefSeq, a predicted model, not a curated record